GGUAAUCAAUGCUCCCGCUUACUGAUAAUGUAGUCCGAUAAAAACAGUUGUAUUAAUAAGACAUGAACUGUGUUCGCGACAUGUUGAAAUAAUUAUAAAAUUAAGGUUAUGUUAAGUAAUUAAUAAAAUGGCAUUUGCAACAAGAAAGUGGUUAGUGAAUUUAAGGAAUUUAAAUAAAUAUAACAAAUUCUUCUCUGUAGCUAAAAGUAGAUCGUUUUCGUCAUGGAACUACACAGGUGAAAAAAAUAUUAUUAAAGAGGAAAGACGAUUGAAAUUCAAAUGGAUACACACGACAAGCGUUGUUAAUAAAACAGUAGCCUUCAAACUUUCCGAUAUCGGGGAAGGAAUACGAGAAGUUGUUUUAAAAGAAUGGUUUGUCAAAGUAGGGGAUAAAGUACAACAAUUUGACAAUAUUUGCGAAGUCCAAAGUGAUAAAGCAGCGGUGACAAUAACCAGUAGAUACGACGGAAUCGUCACAAAACUUUACCAUGAAGUUGACCAAACUGCAUUGGUUGGACAACCUCUAGUCGACAUUGAAUUAGAAAGUUCAGGAGAAGAAGAUGCAACGCCCGAAAGUAACUUGGCCAAUCCAGCGAUAAAUACGAAGACUGAGCAUAAGAAUACGCAAAAAGUUAAAGUAUUGACUACUCCAGCCGUGAGAAGGAUAGCGGCGCAGUUUAAAGUAGAUCUAAGUACUGUGACUGCUACUGGAAGAAAUGGAAGACUACUCAAAGAAGAUCUAUUGUCUCAUCUUAACAUUAGCGCAGAUAAGUCUAAUGAUAUACCAAAAAGCGAAUCGUCAGAACAAGCUACUUCUAUACCUGCAGCUGGAGUCAAAGCUACAGCUGAAAUUGUCCUAGAAGAUAAAAUAGUACCUAUCACUGGAUUUACAAAAGCUAUGGUGAAAUCUAUGACAGAGUCUUUGAAAAUUCCACAUCUUCUAUUGAGUGACGAAUAUGAUGUAACAAAGUUAGUAGAAGCAAGACAGAGUCUAAAGGAAGUCGCUCAAAAACGAAACGUUAAAUUGUCUUAUAUGCCUAUCGUACUCAAAGGCGUAUCUUUGGGUCUCUCGCGUUAUCCAAUACUAAACAGCAGUCUCGACAGCACUUGUGAAAAUCUCAUCUAUAAAGCUAGUCAUAAUAUUGGUUUCGCAAUGGACACACCUAAUGGUUUAGUUGUGCCUGUAAUUAAGAACGUACAAAAUAAGAGUAUUUUAGAAAUAGCUGUAGAAAUGAAUUUGUUGCAAGAGAAAGGCUCAAAAGGGCAACUUGGGCUAAACGACUUAACAGGUGGAACUUUCACAAUUUCUAAUAUAGGCGCAAUCGGAGGAACAUAUGCAAAACCAAUUAUAUUUUCACCUCAAGUAUCAAUCGGUGCUUUAGGAAAAAUACAGGUAUUGCCGAGGUUUGACUCUGAAGGAAAUAUCACUAAGGCCCACAUUUUAUCUGUGAGUUGGUCAGCUGACCAUAGAGUUAUUGACGGAGCUACUAUUGCUAAGUUUUCAAACCAAUUAAAAGAAUAUUUCGAAGAACCUUAUAAACUUCUUUUAGAUCUGUAGUAAUUAAUAUAUUGUGUCUAUUGCUAUGUUUUUGUUAACUUUUAAAAAUAAAGCAACUUUAAUAUUA
This is a messenger RNA of Nymphalis io (European peacock), 1625 nucleotides long. RefSeq names its product lipoamide acyltransferase component of branched-chain alpha-keto acid dehydrogenase complex, mitochondrial (gene Dbct). The transcript has 9 exons. Gene Ontology annotation, cellular component: cytoplasm; mitochondrion. Bases 128 to 1558 code for a protein of 476 amino acids. Gene Ontology annotation, molecular function: acetyltransferase activity; lipoic acid binding. The record is from RefSeq and is a predicted model, not a curated record. NCBI's taxonomy places the organism in Eukaryota, Metazoa, Arthropoda, Insecta, Lepidoptera, Nymphalidae.